AUGGCUGAGCCCGGACGCUCGCUCUCCGCCACACUUCCGCCGCACGCCGGCUCCGCAGGGCUCCGCCCCCAGCCCCCGCAGGGCUCCGCCCCCAGCCCCCGCCGGCCAAUCGCGGCUCGGGGGCGGGCCCUGGACUAUAUAAGGAGGCUAGGCCCUGGCGCCGGUCUUUCCGCGCGCGCUGUGCGGGUCUGCGGACGCCUUCCUUGGACCAGGAGCUGUCAAACCCCGCGCUCUGUUCCCUUUUGCGUGGUAACCAAUAAAGGCUCUCUGGCCGGUAGCUGCCUGGCGGACCGCUGCCUCUGGGAUCGGUUCCAUGCCCAGCUGCGUCCCGGCAGCGCCCCUACCUUCGACUGGUUCUUUGGAUAUGAGCAAGUCCAGGGACUGCUACUGCCGCUGCUGCAGGAGGCACGGGCUGCCGGUCCACUGCGGGUGCUGGACGUGGGCUGUGGGACCUCGGGCUUGUGUACAGGCCUCUACACCAGCUCCCCACACCCUGUGGACGUGCUGGGAGUGGACUUCUCUCCCGUCGCCGUGGCUCACAUGAACAGCCUCCUGGAGGGGAGCCAAGGCCAAACACCGCUGUGCCCUGGGCAUCCCGCUUCCCGGCUGCACUUCAUGCAGGCUGAUGCUCAGAACCUGGGUCCUGUGGCUGCGUCGGGCUCCUUCCAGCUAGUGCUGGACAAGGGCACUUGGGAUGCUGUUGCCCGAGGUGGUCUGCCUGGCGCUUACCGGCUGCUCUCAGAAUGCUUGAGGGUCCUGAGCCCGCAGGGGACCCUGAUUCAGUUUUCAGAUGAGGACCCGGAUGUGCGGCUGCCCUGCCUGGAGCAAGGGUCCCGCGGUUGCAAUGUGACUGUGCAGGAGCUUGGCCCUUUCAGGGGCAUUACCUACUUUGCGUACUUGGUUCAAGGCGCUCAUUAAAAACACUUGCGUUUUGA
Molecule: messenger RNA, 935 nt
Organism: Oryctolagus cuniculus (rabbit)
Lineage: Eukaryota; Metazoa; Chordata; Mammalia; Lagomorpha; Leporidae
Gene: CSKMT
Product: citrate synthase lysine methyltransferase
Molecular function (GO): S-adenosylmethionine-dependent methyltransferase activity
Source: RefSeq, a predicted model, not a curated record